AGGUUUAUCUAGCCGGGCAAAUUACAACCCAGCAAUAGUCGUUAGGUUGAUAUCGACUGCGACGGUUAUCGUUGAAUUUUAUGUGAAGCUUUGUGCGCGGUUAAAUUAAAUAUGCCUGGCAGUUUAUUUCGUGAUGGAUUUAAGAAGGCGCGCAGCGAGCCAAUUAAAGUUUGUUCGCUGUUUGCAGUUAUUAUUUUGCUUUUUGUGCUGGUGACAGUUGUGAUUAUUGUUUGGACAAUGCCUGAUAUUGAACCUGUAGAUGGUAAUAGACAUAUUUGUUUGAGGGAUGGCGAUGCUAUUUCGUGCGAAGAAACGGUUCCUACACUGACGAAAAUAUUAGAAAAAAUGAACUUAAACUCUAAGAAGAGCACUGACAGCCAUGCUACAAACUGUUUUACCACUGUUCACAAUUAUUCAGGUAGUUUAACUGCGAUAGAAAAGAUAUGGACAGCGGGCGGUUUACUUGAUGGCAAGAUACUUGGAUUAUGAGAGAAUGUAUUCAUCGAAUCGUUGAACCCAAAAGACGAAACACAGUCGGUUUAAUACACAUACAGAUUUUGUCUUCAUCGCAAGAGAAUGUUUGUGGUUAGUGUUUGCUAGUAGGAUCUAUUAAAUGGAAGAUAGUACUUAAAGAUACUAAAAGCAAAGUGAUGAGGAUGUUAAUUUACUUGUAUAAGGUAUCUACUAAACCAUAUUAAUUAUAAGAAUGAAUGUGACACAUGAGGAAGUACGCAGCUGGUGCUUGAAACUGAGGGAAUUUUCGCGUGUUUUUUUUACUUCCUCAUAUAACUGCUGACUGCUUUAUAUAGACAUUACGACUGCUUCCUUUUUCUUAGAGAGGAAAACAACAAUAGUCAAUUAUGUUCGCGGCCAAGUGUACCUACUUGUUAGUGAAAUCUAGUAAACAACUGAAUUGUGGAAUAUCAUGGAAUAUUUAUUAUGUUUGUGUAUGUAGUUAAAGACGGACUGGUUGAAUAGGACUACAUUCAAAAUUGACACUAUGUAUUUCGUCAGUUUUAGGAUCAUGACAUUCAAAGUUCAGUUUUUUAAACCUGAUUUAGGGUGAACAAAAUUAUUAAAACAACGGAUAAAUUAAUCAAGCAUGCCUAUUUCACUUGGUCAUUAAAUCAGUGUUUAAAGUUACUCUCAGUCUGGAUAGCUGGAAGAAAAGAGAAAUGAAGCUUUGCAACAUCGCCUUAAAAAACGAUUUCAAUCUGAAAAAUAUGUCAACGGUAACUUUUUAAUUUUCCGGAAGACGAAACUAGAGAAGAGUUAACAUCAAGUGAUGUAGAUAUUCGUUACCGAAAUCGAAUCCGAACAAAAAUAUACAAUUUGAUGCAUGUCAUAACAAAAUCCUUUUAUUUGAAAUGUAAACCGUUUUCGAUUUUAAUAAUUUUUUUACCAAAUUUUCAGGAACUAGCCGACGUAUAUGCUAAGACGCUGAAACAGGACAAUAUAGACACCAAAAAAUACUUUGAUGACCAUGUUAAAAUAGAGUUGAAGAAUGAUUACUUAGCAUCAAUCCCUGACAUGAAACCCGCAGCAAAGCUCGUUGGUUUGAUUACUUAUAAACAAACAGGUUCGGUUACUAUGAAUUACACGCCAAAUAAAAUGGAAACGGUGGUAGCUUGGUUUAAUGGCAGAGAUUUGGACUAUACGACCGGGUUUAUGAGAUACGGCAUGAGAUACCAAAACGGUCGUCUUAUUGUGCCACUGACAGGCACGUAUAAUAUCUACUCUUUCUUGAGUCUGACGGAAAACAACGACACACCUGAGGACCGGGCUCAACAUGCAAAUGCGACGUUGGUUAAACAUGCAAUGUACAAGUACAAUGUCAAGCUUGGAGAAGAUGUGGAAAUUGCGUCUUCUAUUCAGACACACCGGCAGUCCGCAAAUCGUAACUUUAAUGCUUUCAGUUCACACAUUUCUACUUUGGUACAAUUAGAGGCUGGUGACGAAAUUUCUGUAAAAAUAAGUGACAUUUCACUAACGACAUACCCAGGUGACAACUUCUUUGGCAUUCACAUGGUGUGAUUAAGACGUCCACAUUGGAACUGCGUGCUCGUCGCGUGGAUGCUUUCACUAAAUGUUCCAAAGCAUAUUAAGCGAGUAUCUACUCCAGUAUGCACACGAAUUCGAAUUGCUUGAUCCAGACGACGGUACGGGUAUACAGUGUUUUUCUUGUCAUUCUUUGUUUCAUUUUGUCUUUAUAUAACUUGUUUACUGAAUGAUUUGCUAACUCAAGAUCUACAUUAAUACAACUUUAUACUAAAAUGCGUACGUCUUAUUUCAAUCGUAAGUUGGUUUUGGAAAUAUUUUUUGCAGUUACUCAUCACGAUCAUGGAGAUACAAAUUAUACUCCCAAACAAAUUACCAUGACAAUAUUGCAAAUCAUGAGAAAUGCCAGAUGUAAUUGUCCAAUCGAAUUACUUACAAUAAUUAAUUAAGGCGAAGCUCUCAUGUCACAUUUUAUAAUAAUAAAAUAAUAUUUGAUUUCGUAACUGGUGACAUCAUCGUGUCAUCGCUUCUAAAUUAUGUCAUCCGAUCUACUUUCACUGUCUCGGCUAAAUGCAUAGAUCAUCGGGUUUAUAUCGUUUAACUUUAUUAAUAUUACCCCUCUGGCGGCGUUUCUCGGUUGAAUUAAUUUUAAACAGUCACAUAAACAACUAAGCUAUGUAGUAUGGAUCUUUUACCCCCAACAUUGCUCCUUCUUUCUGCACGUUGAUGAUCUGAUAUAUUAAUUAUAUGAUGCUAUAUUCUUAAAUAUUUUUGUAAAAAGAAGGGAUGUAGUUGACAAUGGUUCAUAAUUUCAUUUAUUCGUUACUCAAAAAAGUGUAACUCUGUUGCUCUGGUCUCCUUCCUACAAUUGAACUUUGAGUAAUUAAAUGGUAAUUAAAUUGAAUGCGUUGAAUUGCCUUUUACUAUUGUUUAACUUGAGUUGUUAACUGUCUGCUAUGAUGUUAAUUUUUAUUUACACGUAUAUGUAUAAUGAAUAGUGAUGGGCCAAGUGUGAUGUUGAGCGCUCUCAAACCGGUUAAAACCCCCAAUGCUUUUUAUUGGCCGUUCCUAGGCGGUGACCCCAGCUUUAUUCUUCUAUGUGUGUAUGUUGUUUCUUAUUGUGCUGUUUCGUACUGAUUUGACAAUUGGUCACUUGCCAUAAAUAAAGGACCAUUAAGUUGUAUAUAAUAAGAAUGCAAUACUGCUCGAGCCGCUGGAGUUUCACUCCGUUAUAUUAAUACGUAGACACAUUCGAAAGUUCCUUCUUUUAUAUGAUUGUAAAAAGGCUUGCGCUUAGCUGUUUAUUAAGCAUUGACCAUAAGGUUUCCACGCGCAGAAUAACGACUUCACUUGCGUGAAUUUCCCAGACACCCU
Dreissena polymorpha is the source of this 3372-nucleotide messenger RNA. RefSeq lists its product as uncharacterized. NCBI's taxonomy places the organism in Eukaryota, Metazoa, Mollusca, Bivalvia, Myida, Dreissenidae. Gene Ontology annotation, biological process: immune response. Gene Ontology annotation, molecular function: tumor necrosis factor receptor binding. Gene Ontology annotation, cellular component: membrane. The coding region runs from base 1336 to 2034 and encodes 232 amino acids. The record is from RefSeq and is a predicted model, not a curated record. The transcript has 4 exons.